AUGGCUUUCGCAUUUCCUCCGACUGCCUAUGAGAUCAAAUCUCCGCGUCUCGUCAUCCGAACACCUACAGUGGCAGACGCGGGUGCUUUUAUCGAACUGCUAGGCAAUGUGAAAAACCUUCCGUUGGGGGAAACUGGUGCUAUGAAGGAUCUCACGAUUGAUAGUAUCAGCGUCCGCAUCGAAAAGUGGAGGAAAUUAGCUUCGGAAGGUAGAGGUCCUUUCCUAGCUGUGGCUUUGCGCCACACAGACGAAGUUAUUGGAUACAUGGCUUUCAACUGUUUCAGGACGAAGGACGAAUACGAAGGUACAGAGCCUGAGCGGGAACAUCCCUUGCCGGGCCCUGAAGGGCGUUAUCUGACCGACCUAGGUAUCGUCAUGGAUCACAGGCACCGUCGAAAGGGUUAUUCGUCAGAGGUUAUCUGCAUGGCCUCUGAGUUUGCUUUCAAUAGCUUGGGAUGUCAGGUAGUCAGGAUGGAGACUGGUAUCGCGAAUGAGCCAUGGAGAUCGCUCAUGCGCUCAAUGGGGUUCGGGGCUAUUGAAGAAAAGGGAGCUGUGAGUUAUGCAGAAAGGCCUAUUGGUUGGUUAUACAAGGUGGAUAAAAUUACUUGGCAGCAAACCGAGCGUAACUUGAAAGCGAAUGAAAAGUGGCCGUUGUGA
This is a messenger RNA of Neoarthrinium moseri, 657 nucleotides long. RefSeq lists its product as uncharacterized. The transcript has a single exon. The record is from RefSeq and is a predicted model, not a curated record. Gene Ontology annotation, molecular function: acyltransferase activity, transferring groups other than amino-acyl groups. Lineage: Eukaryota; Fungi; Ascomycota; Sordariomycetes; Amphisphaeriales; Apiosporaceae. The coding region runs from base 1 to 657 and encodes 218 amino acids.